Messenger RNA from Colossoma macropomum (tambaqui), 1354 nucleotides. RefSeq names its product solute carrier family 25 member 24, like (gene slc25a24l). The transcript has 10 exons. The record is from RefSeq and is a predicted model, not a curated record. NCBI's taxonomy places the organism in Eukaryota, Metazoa, Chordata, Actinopteri, Characiformes, Serrasalmidae. Bases 8 to 1354 code for a protein of 448 amino acids. Gene Ontology annotation, biological process: transmembrane transport. Gene Ontology annotation, molecular function: ATP transmembrane transporter activity; calcium ion binding.
CCUCAGCAUGGGUCACUUCCAGCGCCUGUUCGCGAAGCUGGAUAAAAACAGGGACGGGUUUGUCUCAGUCCAGGAGCUCCACGAAGAGAUGAGGAGGGUCGGGGUUGUGUGUGCGGAUGAAAAAGCUCGGACGAUCGUGGCAAACAGUGACCGUGAUAAAGACGGCCGGCUGGAUUAUGAGGAGUUCCUCGGCUACAUGAUGGACAGAGAACAGAAGUGGAAAAUAGACUUCCAGGCUCUUGAUAAGAAAAACUGUGGAGCCAUUGACCAGGAGGAUAUCAUAAAUGUGUUUAAGGAAUUAGGGGUGGUCAUAUCAAAGACGAACGCAAAGAGAAUAAUCCAGAUGAUGGAUGAGGACAACUCCAUGACUGUGGACUGGGGGGAAUUCCUGCACCAUGUUAUCAUCAACCCAGCGGAAAAUAUCGGAGAGCUUGUGUCCUCAUGGAAGCACACGCUGGUGUUUGAUGUUGGUGAGAGUCGAUCUAUGCCGAUAGAGUUAACUCAGGAGGAGACGGACCUGUCAGUGUGGAGAAACUUCAUCCUGGCUGCCGGUGCGGCUGAUGCUGUUUCUAGAACUGUUACAGCUCCAAUCGACCGGCUGAAAACUCAGCUACAGGUUUAUGGAUCCAAGGCUGUUUCUUUGGGAUUGCAAGACCUGAAAACUGGAGGAUUGAGGUCUAUGUGGCAGGGAAAUGCAGUCAAUGUGCUUAAAGGAACUCCACAAUCAACACUGCAGUGUUUCCUUUAUGCCCAGAUGAGGAAGCAGGUCUUGGGUGAAAGAGACUAUCUGUCAGUGGAGCAGAGGUUUGGACUGGGCUGUGUGUCUGGAGCUGUGGCACAUGCUGCUUUUUACCCCCUAGAGGUGCUGAAGGUCAGGCUUAACGUGCAGCAGGCCGGCACUUACAGUGGACUUCUGGGAUGCGCCAAGUCCAUUUACUACAGCGAGUCUGUGUCAGCUUUCUACAGAGGUUUCAGGCCGAGCCUCCUCUGCAUGAUGCCCUAUGCUGGAGUGGAGUGCGCCGUCCAUCAGUCGAUAAUGAGCUGGGCAAGACGAAACCCCACCAACAGCAGUGACUCCAAACUGCUGUUCUUCAGCUUUGUGGCCUUUGCGAGUGGACAGGCCAGCAGCUACCCUCUGGCGGUCAUUAGAACCCAGCAGCAAGCGCAAGCUUUUACAUCAAACUCACAGACAUCUACCAACAUCCUUCAAGCACUGGCGGGGAUCUAUGAGAAGAGCGGAGUGCGAGGCUUCUACAGCGGGAUGGGGGCUAGUUUUGUGAGGGCCGUGCCGUGCGCCCUUCUGAAUUACACCCUCAUCUCUAAACUGGAAGAGCUGCUCUCCUCAUAUCUCUGA